AUGACUUCAGUUGAAGGAUUGGAAAAAACUGGUGAAAAUGAAAAUAUUUAUGCAAAACCUUCCCAAGAUAUCAGCUCGGAACUAAUAAACAUCCUGGAACCACCACUUAAAAAUGCCAAGAAGCAACUUACCGAAUUGGAAUCUAAGCAAAGCGAACUCGUCAGUAAACUACAUAUUGAAAAUUUGAGUAUAACAGAGGUGCAACAUUCACAAGAAUUACAAGAAAUGUUCAUAAAAAUGAAAAAUUACCAUUCGAAAUUACAGGUUAUCAAAAAGGAUAUGAAAUAUUUGCACGAGAGAAGUCAAAAACUUAAGAAAAGAGCUAAUAAAUUACAAACCCUAAAGGAAAAAGAACCAUAUGAAGAAAUUAUAGUGACCAAACCAACAAAUAUUAUAAAAGGAAGUGCGCAAUCAAAUUGUGAAUAA
Ceutorhynchus assimilis (cabbage seed weevil) is the source of this 426-nucleotide messenger RNA. NCBI's taxonomy places the organism in Eukaryota, Metazoa, Arthropoda, Insecta, Coleoptera, Curculionidae. The record is from the annotation of a GenBank genome assembly.